Cucurbita moschata (crookneck pumpkin) is the source of this 4082-nucleotide messenger RNA. RefSeq lists its product as uncharacterized. Bases 956 to 3688 code for a protein of 910 amino acids. The transcript has 18 exons. Lineage: Eukaryota; Viridiplantae; Streptophyta; Magnoliopsida; Cucurbitales; Cucurbitaceae. The record is from RefSeq and is a predicted model, not a curated record.
CAUGGGUUAUGCACAUGGACGAGCACAAUCGGUAUUGUUUGAAGCUGAAAGACGAAGCUCCAUUUCCUCGGUUCCGAGCCCUCAAACGAACCCUAACUCGCCGGGGAAGAAGAGGACACUGCGUUGGUCUGAUGUGUGUGGCAGGACACCGAAUCGCUUGAGAGUGUUAUUGUUGCUAUGCAACUUCAAUCCUCGGUUAAAGACUCUCAUAUUCCCACAUCCAACUCCAAAACCAACCCCCACUUAAUCGCUAAUUUCUGCAAAAUCGACUGUACGCUGCUUCUUUCGGACGAGCUUCUUCUUAGGAUCCUCACGAAAUUACCGGAUUCUCAGCGGAACUCCAACUUUCUUGUCUGCAAACGGUGGCUGAAUCUGUAGGGUCGUAUUGUACGGUCGCUCAGGGUAAUGGAUUUGAAUUUUCUCUUGUCGGGUAGGUUGAUUUUGAGGUUUCCAAAUCUUAACCGUGUGGAUUUAAUCUCUGGAUCUUUGAUGUGUUUUAGAAAUUCUGGUAUCUUGUUGAGUAAUAGCAUUCAUUCAAUGCAUGUUGAUUCCUGAUUUUUGCCUAUUCCGGGUGUUGGUGAGGAAAAUAUUAUUGACAAUAUGGAGAUUGAUAGAGGGCUGAAAGCAUUGGCCGAUGGCUGCCCAAAUUUGCGCAAAUUAGCUUUUAUUGGUGGAAGUGAGUUGGGAUUGUUGAGUGUGGCCGAGGAAUGUGAGACCUUGCAAGAACUUGAAUUGCACUAGUGUAAUGAUAAUCUGCUGAGAGGAAUUUGCUGCUUGUGAGAAUUUACAAAUUCUGAAAUCUGAGUCCUUGUCCUGUUCUUGAGCGGUUGCAUUUGCAGAACUGUCAACUACGGGAUAAAAAGAGUGCUAAAGCAUUGUUUAUUACUGGUGGUGCUGUGAAGGAGAUUUUCAUCGGUGAUUGCUGGGGACUGGCGGAUGACUUAUUCAGCUUUGCAUGUCAUUGCUGGAACUACUGGAGGAGUUCUGGCAAUUUUUGGAAUCUACUAAGGACACCAACUCGAACAAAAAGUGUCCCGCUUUCCUUUCCAAGAUCUUCACUCAACAGCUAGGGCUUUCAAUGGGGACAACAGAGGAGGAAAAUAAGAGGUGGGAAGAACAAUUUCCCCUCGGGAUGGCCGGGAAAAUGGAACCAGAUUUCCUCAAGAAGAAACAAACGGUUGAUUUUCUCUCAACAAUCUCUUUGAGAAAGCCCGUGGAAGCAAAAGAAAUAGAGGAAAUUAAUUACUGGGAAAACAUUGCGGAAAGAAAGUACACAGAAGCAGAGCCGAUCUUACAAAUCCUUUCUUCAAUUGAAACUCGGCUCAGUUGUUUGGACGGAUUUAUAGAAAUAAAAAAGCUGAAAAUGGAAAGGUCUCUGCUGUUCCGCCUAAAUCCAGAAAAGUUUUCAUCAUAUGGUCGCUAUGAAAUUACAUUUAUGGUUGGUAGAUUGAGGUUGCGUGAUCUCUCAACAGAUUAUUUUUGGCUACUGCAAGGGGGAGUAGAACGUUCCUGCAUAGAUAUGAUGGAAAAACUACUACGCUUGAGAAAACAAUUGAUAGAGCAGGAGGAUGAAUAUGGUGACAUAUUGAAAGGGAAAAGCUUAAAGAAUAAAGAGGAUGUAUUAAGAGAGUUAGUUAAUACAAGAAGAGAGUUGGAGCAUGCAGAAAAAGUAUAUUUAAUCUCACGAAGGAGAAACCUUCGCUCUCAGUCAUCAUCUGAGGUGGAUGAUGUAAUUUCCAAGCAAUCCGAUGAAGAGUUCCUAACAGAUAUGAUACGUAGGAAGAAAGAAAUGAUGAAGUUGGAAGCUAUAUUUGUUGGGUUAUUGCAAAAUUCCACGAAGUACUUGGUUGAGAAACUUUUAGGAUACUCUAAAGAUGUACUAGGACUGGCAGUAAGUUUGACAAGAGAGUUAUUGGCGUUGGAUGAACUGUCCGAUUCUGAGCUCAGAGAACAAAUGAAUUUCGGAAGCCUUGAUGACAUAAUAUGGAUGCUGAUGUCUUGGAGACAAUAUUAUUCGUGGGGACAACGACAAAUAUACCCAAAUUUAUGGUUGGAGAUGCACACCGACAAAGAGUACCAAAUAUAUACACUGGAAAGGAUGGUAAAUUUGAGAGAACAAUAUUUAAGGGUGGAAGAUGAAUAUUUAUGGGUAUUAGAAGAGAGACACACCAAGAAGCAUGCCAACACAUACACUUCAUUUGAUGUCCACCAAAUUCAUUUAGAGUACAUCUGGGAGAAAGUACUACAAACAUCAUUAAACUGGAGGAAUGAUUGGAUACUGCGGUUAGAUGCUUAUACUCGCGAACUACAGAAGAGCUUUGAACAUGAUGUACUGGACAACGAAAUAAUGGAGGAGUUGAAGGAGGCGGAAAGAGCAUAUUGUGACUUUAUAGAGAGAAGACAUAUAACAAAUCUGGACAACAUUCCAUUAAUGGACGUGUCUCAAAUAUAUGCAAAGUACAAUCAUCCAAAAUUAUUGGUGGACAUAAAUUCCCUGAGACUAAAAAUGAAGAAGUUGGAAAGUGAUUGUGAUCGCAUGCUACUAAAAGUUACAUACGAGUACAAGCAACAAGAGAGGGUUGAAUAUGAAAUGAUGGCCAAGGCCAGAAAACUGUUAUGGAAGAUAGACUACAGAUAUUUUGAUCGCUUCAAACACAACAUGGAAUCAAAAAAAUUUCUCCAGCUACUUCCAACCACUUCAAAGGUUCAAAGUUUCCAAGCUUCUGAAUCAUUCAACUUCUUCAAAAUGUUAAAUGAUUCAAUAAAAUCGUAUAACAUAUACUGUUCCAAGUGCCAGAACUGUAUCAACAAUUUGAUUCAAAGUGAUUUGAAAUUAGAAGAUGUUGAAGAAUCAUCUGCAAAAUUUUCAUACGAAGAUGAAAAAGACAUUCCAAAAAAGUGUUAUGAAGUUAUUUAUAAGUUUCUCAAUUUGCAUACCACACAUUGUCCUGCUUGCACGAAUUAUGUCAGAGAGGUGACAAUCCAACAUGCUCCAAAACAAUCCACGACUCUUGUACAAGUUCCAAAACCAUCCAUUCAUGGUACAGAUGAAGAAAUUAUAGACCAUCAAGAAGGCUUAGUUAUCACGAUCUUCCAUCCUGAUGAACCAAGCACUAGAGUUAGAAGGUGGGAAAUUCGUAGACUUAUAGUACUUGGUGGCUUAAUGGAAUCAAUUACAAGUUUAGCUAUUGUAACUGCAGCAAUGAGUGCAAAGAUUUCUGAUGGAAAUAUAAUAGCUUUGGCGUUGACAAAUUUGAUAGCUGGACUCUUUAUUAUUAGACAUGAUGUAUCAAGAUUGCAGAAGAAGAGAAAAAUACCUAGAAUUGAAGUGGACGGCAAUAACUACAAAGAAGUAUUGAAGGAAAAAAUGUAUAGUCUUCUCUGUUUUAUCAUCGCCUACUUAUCUUUCUUGUGUUUUGGGUUAGUGCCACCACUGGUUUAUGCACUCUCAUCCCUCAAGAUCAGAAACAAAAACCUCAAAAUCAUAGCGGCUGCAGGAGCUUCCCUUUCAUGCACUGCACUUCUUGCUGUCCAGAAAGCUCACAUUAAUCAAAAGCCAAGACAUAGGCUAGUUUAUGUCAAAACUGCAGCCGUAGAUGUUUCAGUGGGAGUUGGGGCUUUUGGCAUAUCAUAUCUAGCAGGUUACAUGUUUGGACACCUUGCAGAGGAACUUCUGUGGGACUUGUGAAACUCAGCACACCCACUUCAUCAUUUUGCUUUGGUUUCUGCAGAAUAUGGUUAUACAUAAGUCUUUGAUCAACUUCUAUGCUGGUUCAGUUGGUAAAGAAAUGGGAUAUCUUAACUGGAAUUGCUAUGUUAUUUAACACCCAGUUCAGCACUUUAUUCAAUGAUGCAAUUCUUUAUUGCCAGCUUGUCGGUUUACUUCAAUAUCUCACAUUUACCCGACUCGACAUUGCCUUUGUAAUCAAUAGAGUAGGUCAAUUCAUGAUCAUCCCACAAUUCUUCUUGUUUUCUUUUCUUUGUGGAUCAAGCAACCUGGCAUUAUGUUUAGUUGAGAAGAUUUGUCUCUCACAACCCUUUUGUAACUCUGUCAGGUUGGUGAUACAUCUGAUACAUCUGAA